This is a messenger RNA of Lindgomyces ingoldianus, 408 nucleotides long. RefSeq lists its product as uncharacterized. Bases 34 to 312 code for a protein of 92 amino acids. NCBI's taxonomy places the organism in Eukaryota, Fungi, Ascomycota, Dothideomycetes, Pleosporales, Lindgomycetaceae. The transcript has a single exon. The record is from RefSeq and is a predicted model, not a curated record.
CAAGACUGAACAACGGUACCACGAGUAGAAACAAUGAGUCAUUGCGGCGCAUUUGGGUUGUCCUCCGGCUUUGCCGUCUACACUUUCCUUCUAUUUGAAGGCAGUCCAAGGCCAUCUACUUCGCCAAUCGAGAGCAGCACCGUGUGUGCGACUUUGAUUUUACCACCACCAAUAUCCAUGCUUUAUCAAAAAUCCAAGCGAUCUGUCGUAGUGCAAGACUUCACCCGUUUGUCCCGAUCCCAGAUGUUGCAAGCUAGGGGUGAAAGUACUAGACUUAAAAGGACGAAUAGCAUACACGAUCAGGAAUUAUGAUGCGCACCGAAGAGAACAACGUCCCAGCCCACUAUCAAGCCCAAGCAGAGGAUCUAGCAGCAUUCACAUCUUGGACAAAUGCAAGCAGAACGGAAA